AUGCAAAAUUGUUUCCCCACCAUUUUCCCGAAUGGAGAAGGUGGAAUAAACCCACUAGAAGACGUUGAAGACCGAAUCCAUGAGUACGACCUUGCUGAAUAUUGUGCACACCUUAUGAAGUGGCACGACCGUCGCUAUGUAAUUCAUGGCAACUUCAAAUUUUUCUGUCUGAACCUUAUUCAGCACCGCCAAAUUGACAGUCUUGUUCGUCGCGUCAAUUGCCAGCCCACAUUGCAGUAUCUAGAGUCACUAAAACCAUACUUUAGUAGUGUUCGUGGUAGCGGUUUCUAUUGGGCAAACGUCAGAUAUGAGUUGAUGAGCAUGAUAGGCAAUAGAGUGCUUCCCACGCGAUGGCCAACUUUUUUCUUAACGUUGAGUGCGGCAGACACAGUAUGA
Molecule: messenger RNA, 396 nt
Organism: Phytophthora sojae
Lineage: Eukaryota; Oomycota; Peronosporomycetes; Peronosporales; Peronosporaceae
Exons: 2
Coding region: 1-396 (131 amino acids)
Source: RefSeq, a predicted model, not a curated record